Penicillium atrosanguineum is the source of this 1791-nucleotide messenger RNA. RefSeq lists its product as uncharacterized. The transcript has a single exon. NCBI's taxonomy places the organism in Eukaryota, Fungi, Ascomycota, Eurotiomycetes, Eurotiales, Aspergillaceae. Bases 1 to 1791 code for a protein of 596 amino acids. The record is from RefSeq and is a predicted model, not a curated record.
AUGCUGCUGAAUCUUGGCCUCACAGCGGAUGCCGCAGCUGCCCAUACAAACGAUCCUCAACUUGAUUCUCCACCAGCCAACUGCCCUUACACUACCGCCUUCUCAUUAUCUGCACUACCAUUUCUGGGUACUCUCUACAGCAUCAACAAGCAGGCCGAUGGGCUUGCGCUCCCCGCAGGACCAGCAUCCGAGGCCAUGAGCCCCGUCGCGUUCGCGAGCGAAGGGGAGUCUUCUAAAGAUGCUGCUCCUUCGACUACCAGACCUCGAGGGGUCAACCCUGCUUACACCGUUCCGAAAUUAUCGCGUCCGAAAACCAUUUACCAAUUCGCCCAUCCCGCUUCGCAUGCCCGUCAUAAGCGACUGAAGCUUCGACCCAAGCUGCUCUUGCAGCUGCAGCAAGUGUCGCAAACCCCUCGACCUCUGCCCAUCCUAGACAUCCUACCUUCCACCUUGUAUCUCCCACGAUUAGCUCGAAAGUUUCCUGCCAUGUUCCGAGGCAGGAACGGACUCGGCCCCAAUGACUUGAUCAUCGUGAAGAGCGAACUAUACGACCGCAAGGUGGCAAGCAUCCCCGAGAAACACACAAGCUCCGAGGACGAGGAUGACGAUCAUCGAGAAGUGCUAGCUACAAUCUGUCAGAUGCUUCGAGAAGAUGCCCGUUCGAAGGGAAAGGCAGAGAUAUGUUUGAAUUUCGGACCAACGUGGGAGGCGACGCCUCUUCCUAGUGGUUCAUACGAGUUCGUUGCGCGUACGGACAACGGUGUACAGGUUGUGCGCUGGGCAUUACGAGGAGGGAAGAAUCGUAGGGUGUCUGCUCCUGCGGGAGCUCAGGUGCGCGACGAUACCAAGCGAUUCACCUUCAGUGUCAUUGAUCCAACCACCCGUCGACACCCCGUCAUCGCUUCCAUGACAAAGAAUCAACUAGAGGUCUUUGACGAAUAUGCCGCGGUCGUUCGAUCUCACACCGGCACCGGCACUGGCACUACGACUCCGAGCUCCGCUAGGUCCGUGAUCAGUGACAUGUCGGAUGAGGAACCCAGCGACACAAACAAAGUUACUCUCGAAGACAGCUUGCGCACAUUGAUCGUCAUUACGGGAAUCUGGGUCGCUUUUCGCGAGGGCUGGUCACAAAACUUUAGUUACAACGAUCCGCUUUUUUCGCCCACCGCCGCCAAAUCGCUUGUCUCCCCGACAUCCUCACGAUACAGCUCGCCGGCUCGGAAUGAAAAUGAUACGCCGAUUGAUCGUGAUGACUUGAGCCCGAUGAAGGAAACCUUGAAUGGCGGCAAGCGCUGCAUGUCCGUUUCAAGCGUUCGGCGUUCCAACUCCGUGGCGCCCACUGACGGUAGCGGCUUCGGCAGUCUUUCUAAGCGAUCAAACUCGACCGGUGCCACCUUCAUGGAUCGAGCCAAACGACGAAGCGCAUCCGGCGUGAGCACUCGUCUUAAUCGACACAGCAUGUUCACCGGCACCGGCGAGGCCGGUCACGAAAUCGUCAUUUCUCGACCUUCUUCUCGGCCACCUUCUUUGCGACAGAGCUCUAUUGAACCAGAGGACCUUGCCCCUCCUAAAAGAUUCAACCGCAAAUCCAAACCCCAACCCCUGACAGAGAAUAGCAAGCUUUCAUCGAAACCAGAUCGGGCCACCCCCACCCCUCAAGUCAACCAUCACGCUCGCAAUGCGUCACCUCAAGUGGAGACCAAAGACCCCGAAGCAGACACAAAGGGCAAACGACGACACCGACUCAGCAAUAUCUUCACGAUCUUCCACCGGAAGCACGGCGCUCACUGA